ACCCCUCGUCGAAUCUCGUAUCUGUGCGGGCGCAGUCCGCGCUUAUCGUGGCGAUAAGUUAAGGUUAUGUUUACGUCCGUGGCUUGCUCGAGAGAAAAUAGGUUUGUUCCUUGCGGCUUGAUAAUUUAUGUACACUCUUGUGUCGCAAUGUAAAAAUAAAAUAGAAGUUUGGCGAAAGCGAGAAGAGUUUUAGAGCGCGAGUCCGGCAGGACGGCGAGGAGGAGCGGAUCGCCUGAUCGUGGCCUCUCGAAGAGAUCGACGACGGAGAAGGUCAUGGAGUCGUUGCGCGUGUUUCACGACUUCAAGCUGCACGCCCUCGACGAGGGCUGGAUCAGGUCGAUCUGGGACGCCGAGUUCGUCGUCUACGACGAUCCGCCCGGCGGGGGCGGCCUCGAGUACCUCGAGAGCGACGGCGCGAGGCGGCUGCUGCGCGAGUCCCGCCGCGUCCUGAAGACGUGGCUCACCGCGAACGAGGAGCUGCGGGAGAGCCAUGCCGAGUUCUCGUGGCAGGCCCUGAUGAUACUCGACAUCAACGUGCGCGGUCUGCUCGCCAUGCUCGGCUACGUGAUGAAGGCGGGCCAGCAGCACGCCGAGACCGACGAGGAGUCCAGGCAGGCCUGCCUGGAGGCGACGAGCCUUUACCUCAUGCUCCUCACGAUACCCGGCAGCAACGCGUUCGGAGUCUACCAUCCGAACUUGUACCAGCGUGCGAUCGAGACGCUGAAGAUGUCGGAGAGCCUGUUCCCCGCCGUGGAGAGCGGCGGCAGGCGCGUCGCGGACGCCGCGAGUUCCGGCGCGUGCGACGACGAAUUCUCGGAGCGCAACGGUCUGCUGCACCCCGAGAGAUCGAGGCUCGCGCGGGGGCUGGACAGGAUUGUCUCCGAUCUCGUUGCGAUGCUGAAGUCCUUUCGCCUCAAGGAGCACGCCGAGUCCCUGGACGUCACGAUACGCACGCUGCUGGACAUCACGAGGCUGGAGAUGCACGCCAGGGUGUCUGCUCGCGGCGGCUACGGAGCGUCCCUGCCGCGGAGCGCGUUCGCGGCCCUGCAGGAGCUGUGCAGCAGCAAUCACGGGACCGUCGCCCUGACCGUGAUGCUGAUCGCGCAGUACAUGCUGCCCGAUCUGCUGUUCCACCACGCGAACGCGCAACCGAAGUCCAUCGCCGUCGUGCACGAGGCGGCUAUAUAUUUUCUGAAGAAUUUGUCAAAGGUACACGAGCAGGAGGCCAGGCAGGGCAUCGUGACCCUGAUACACCAGCUGAUGGCGAAAUGCCCGGAGAGACUGGAGGGACGUCAGAGGCAAGCGGCUGUCAUAAUGAAAUUGUUGAAUAUAUGUAACAGGGACAUUAUCGUGGGCGUUUUCGGGGACAUAAUAUUAUUCUCGCACAGCGGCAGGAUAUCCUGCAGAUUAUUCGCGCAGGAGAUUAUAGGAAAGAUCUUGACGGAAUCCUCUCUGUCGAACGACGAUUUGGACAACGAUAUCAAGAUGAAGAUGAGGAGGAUCUUGCUGGGCAUCGUAUCGUCCCGCUGUACGGAUCGUUCCGCCCUAGUGAGGGGAAAGGCCAUGGCGACGCUCGCUUCGUUCUCCGAUUGCAGCGACGACGCCGACCGCAGCAUUCUCAGAGGCAUGUUCGAAGCUUCCGCCGCGGAUAAAACGUUUCCCACGCUCGACGAGCUGAAGGGAGCUCUCCUGGAGGACGUCGAUCCGUUGCCAGGCUCGACCGCUCUGGUCGCGCUGCUGCUGGAGCGAGUCAAUGACGAGCGAGCGCUGGUGCGACGGAGCGCGUUGAAGAUCUCGAGGAAUCUGGCCGUCAUGUUCCCGCCGCUCGUGGGCAAGCUGGUGCACGUGAUAAGCGAUCGCUGCCGAGAUCUCACCCUGACCGUGCGCCAGUUCGCCGUGCACGUCCUGUCCGAGAUCCUGCAGCAGUUCCCGCACGACUCGAGCCUCCUCGACGAGUGGAUACGGGCCGUCGUGCCGCAGAUAUACGACAUCGACGCCAAGGUGCAGGAAAAGGUGCUCGAGUGCCUGGGAAACGUGUUGAUACACCGAAUAACGAGCGCCACCGCGUACGUCUCGGACCCGGCGAGCAGCCUGCCGUGGCGGAUCCUGGACAGACUGAGCAACAUGCGGAUGAGGAAACACCUGUCGAAGGCCUGCAGCCUGUGGGUGAAGAACGGCGCCAUCACCAGGACCAUGGUAUCGAAUUUGCAGUCGCACGUCGGCACGGACAACAAUAUAGGCGCGUGGAUACUGCUGGCCGCUCUGGCCGAGAACAUGAGGAUUCCGUGUGUGGAUAAGUAUAUCGCGGACUACAAGGAGGUCGUUCAGAAGAACGACUUCCACGCGAGUCUGGUCUUGCACGUUCUGAGGCACGCCUGGCCCGUCCUGGAUCGCGACUGCCUCGAGGACCUCUAUCAGCAUCUCUACAAGUGCAUUCGCCGCUUCGAGAUCAAUUUUAACUCGGUCAGCAUCUGCCUGGACAUUCUGAACGGUGUGUCGCGACACUUACACGCCGACCGGAGCGGCCACGUGAUAGAAUCGGACAUGGUGGAACUGAUGAGGCUGUCGGAGGCGGAGAUCGAAAACUUGCUGGAGGAGAACGAGAGCUGCGGGACACGGUUCACGCAGGACACGGUGAAGAUGCGAGUUGUAUGCACGCUGGGCCACGCGUCGCUUUUCUGCACCAACAGGAUUUCAUGGUCGACCUUGCGUAUACUCGAGAGGCUACUGUUGCAAUGGGAAUCGCUGCCGGACACGGUGAGGGGGAUGAAGGACCUGCAGGCGUCCGCGGUGGUCCUGCUCUGUCAGCAGGCGCUGCGGGAUCGCGAGGUCGCGAAGGAGGUCACGCCGAUACUCGGCAACGUGAUGCGCCAGGAGACGAACUCGCUGGUGAGGACCGCGGUCAAGAUAAACGCCGCGAAAGCGUUGGCCGACAUAUGCGUGAGAUUCACCGCCCUGGUGGAGCCGUACCUGCCCGAUCUGUGCAUCAGCAUGAAGGACCCGAAUCCGGCCGUGAGGGAGGCGAUAGUGGUGAUAUUCAUUGAGCUGUUGCUGGAGGAUUUUAUCAAGAUGAAGGGACCGUUUUUCUUUCACAUACUGACGAUGCUGUCGGACACGAACAGCAUGAUACGCGAGUUGACGAUCUUCCUGGUGGAGGAGAGACUCUUAAUGAAGAACAAGACUCUGAUUUCCCAUCAGUUUCUGGAGAGCAUAUAUCAUUACAACAAUUACCGCGAUACUUCCCGCAGCGCGUUCUGUGGACACAGAAUGCACGAUCAGGAGCGGAAGCUUCUGACGCUGCCCGGAAGAGCGAAUCAGAACAAACGUAACGUCAUUUACGAAUUUAUGCUCGAACACUUGGACGUGUCGGCGAAAUCUGAAUUAGUUAUCAAGCUGACCAAGUAUAUACUUCGCGAGAUGUGCGACGAGAGUUCCAUCGACAUUACGACCGAGGAGGGUGCGUGCGUCUUGAGGGACGCGAUGUUCAUAAUGAGCAAUAAUCGUCUGCAACUGUCGUCUCUUGGCGAGAAGCACAAGGACGACACGCCGGAGCUCGAUGAAACAAUCCCGACUCCGUCAUCGGGUACGCCUAACAACAACGCCUUGAAUGCCGUUGUAGCGGCGCUGAAGAAACACAACUUGGACAGUUUAUUACCCACGUUAAUUACGCUUAAGAAGAAAAUGGCAGCACUGAAGUCUCCCCUGGAGGACGACGUGGCUAGUCUGCUGUUCAAGAUUUACUCGGAAUUUGAGAAGGAGCAGCUGGUCGGUUUGCUAAACGAGUACCCUCAAUUGGAAAAAGAAAUGGAUCUUUAUCAACGGAGACUGAGAGACAAAAUUAAUUCGGAAAGCGAUGACGGCAAAAGUAUUAAUUCGUCGCCCAGUGUGAGUCACAAGGACAUGCAGGCGCAGGCUAAGCAAGCGGUACCCCGAGUUCUACUCCGUCGUAUUUCAUCCUCGAUGAUAUCGCGUUACAAGAGUAAUGAAUCGCUGAACUCCGAUAAUUGCUUGCAGACGACACCAUCUUACGACGCGUUAAUUAAAAGUCCGCAGCUGGAGAGAUUGUUGCUGAUACAAACGCCACCUCCAGAGCCGAACUUUUGUACCAGCACGCCUAUAUCGUCGCGAAAUUCGCGUCCAAGUUCGCGUGCCAGCGAUUCUUCCGCACGAGGAAAAAAAAGGUCGUCGAGCGAGCGAGAAAUAUCGCCGGAUAUUUCCCGACGUAAAAUUCGUAGGGACAGCGAACUGACUGACGAUUAACGACGGACUUUGUGAUCUCAGUUUUCGAACGUCACGUUCACGAAAAAAAAUCUAUGUACAAAUCU
Molecule: messenger RNA, 4325 nt
Organism: Wasmannia auropunctata (little fire ant)
Lineage: Eukaryota; Metazoa; Arthropoda; Insecta; Hymenoptera; Formicidae
Product: condensin-2 complex subunit D3-like
Exons: 2
Coding region: 274-4260 (1328 amino acids)
Biological process (GO): mitotic chromosome condensation; meiotic chromosome condensation
Cellular component (GO): condensed chromosome, centromeric region
Molecular function (GO): histone binding
Source: RefSeq, a predicted model, not a curated record